AUGGAAAUUAGCAUUGAGAAAAUAAAGCCAUCUACACCAACACCCCGUCACCUUCAAAUUUACAACAUUUCUCAGCUUGAUCAGAUGAUUCCUUGUGUCUACGUCCCCUUAGUGUUAUACUUUUGCAGCGAUAACAGCAACAACAACAACGAUGACAGAAUACAACAUCUAAAGGAAUCACUUUCUCGAACUCUGGUAACCUUCUAUCCCUUUGCCGGAGUUAUCAGAGAUGCCCUCUCCGCCGAUUGCAGCGACCAAGGCCUUCCAUUCUUCGUCGCCAAGGUGAAAUCCCAAAUGAAAGAUUUUCUUCGAAACCCUAAUUUUGAAUUCAUCAACAAGUUCUUCCCUCGUGAGUGCGACAUGGAGAAACAGCCAGGCCCCGGUGACAGCGUAAUGCUGAUUCAGCUGAACUGUUUCGACUGCGGAGGCAUUGCCAUGUCUAUUACCUUUGCCCAUUAUAUUGCAGACAUGUCUUCAGUCUCCACAUUUCUCCGAUGUUGGGCUGCCAAUGCACGGGGAUUAGGGUUUAUCUCUCAACUUUCACCCUUACUUUGUACUGCGCAAUCUUCUUUCCCACAGAAUCCCUCAUUUCCAAACAAGUUAAUCCCUAUGUUAAAUUAUCUUAAAUACUCGAGCCGUGGGAAGUUUGUGACGAGAAGAUACGUUUUCGAUGCCUCUGCUCUGUCCUUUCUCAAGGCCCAACUGAAUAGCUCAGCCGCGUCGCGUGUGAAUGUUGUGACGGGAUUGGUAUGGAAAUGCUUCAUGGAGGCUGUGGCGGAAGAGACCAACGGGAAACCCUUCUUGAUGGCACAAUCGGUCAACCUCCGGAAACGGGCUGUGCCCCCGUUUCCGGAGGAUAGUUUUGGUAAUAUGAUUGUGGUGCCGAAUAUUGUGUGCAGAAGCCCACAAGAAAAGGAGUUAGGAGAUUUAGUGUGGGAGGUGAAAAAAGGGGUAGAAAAUAUCGAUGGUGAGUUUGUGAGACGUUUGGAGGGUGGUGGUUUGGGUGAAUAUUUGGAGGAGUUGAGGAAUGAGAUGCCUCAACAAGCUAAUGUGCUUGUUUUUAGUAGUUGGGUAAAUAUGGGUCUUAACGAGGUUGAUUUUGGGUGGGGGAAACCCGUGUGGCUGUCAGGCUAUAUUACGCAAAACUCGGAAUCGGAGACAGUGGCUGUGUGUAAUUGUGUGACGUUGAUGGAUAGUAGAGACGGAGGAAUUGAAGCGUCGGCUAUUUUUGAUCUGAAAUACGUUGCAGGGUUUGAGAAAAAUGACCUGAUUCGUAGUUAUGCUCAUGUUAACCCUACUGUGAUUUGA
Molecule: messenger RNA, 1308 nt
Organism: Salvia splendens (bonfire salvia)
Lineage: Eukaryota; Viridiplantae; Streptophyta; Magnoliopsida; Lamiales; Lamiaceae
Product: stemmadenine O-acetyltransferase-like
Exons: 1
Coding region: 1-1308 (435 amino acids)
Source: RefSeq, a predicted model, not a curated record